Myiozetetes cayanensis is the source of this 3630-nucleotide messenger RNA. RefSeq names its product pyruvate carboxylase (gene PC). Gene Ontology annotation, biological process: pyruvate metabolic process; gluconeogenesis. Gene Ontology annotation, molecular function: ATP binding; metal ion binding; pyruvate carboxylase activity. The record is from RefSeq and is a predicted model, not a curated record. Gene Ontology annotation, cellular component: cytoplasm. NCBI's taxonomy places the organism in Eukaryota, Metazoa, Chordata, Aves, Passeriformes, Tyrannidae.
GGGACACGAGCUGUGGGAAGAUGUUCCAGCUGUGCCUCCCCCGGGGGGGGGGCCGGGCCCUGCUGGGGCUGCGGCUGCUCCGGGGCCCCCCCGGGCCCAGCCGGGCCCUGAGUUACCAACCCCUGCGCAAGGUCCUGGUGGCCAACAGGGGUGAGAUCGCCAUCCGUGUGUUCCGGGCGUGCACCGAGCUGGGGAUCCGCACCGUGGCCGUGUACUCGGAGCAGGACACGGGGCAGAUGCACCGGCAGAAAGCGGACGAGGCUUACCUGGUGGGCAGGGGGCUGCCCCCCGUGCAGGCCUACCUGCACAUCCCCGACAUCAUCAGGGUGGCACAGGAGAACGGGGUCGAUGCCAUCCACCCCGGGUACGGGUUCCUGUCGGAGCGGGCCGACUUCGCCCAGGCCUGCGUGGACGCCGGGGUUCGCUUCGUGGGACCCUCCCCCGACGUCGUGCGCAAGAUGGGGGACAAAGUGGAGGCUCGGGCCAUCGCCAUCGCCGCCGGGGUGCCUGUGGUCCCCGGGACGCCGUCCCCGGUGUCGUCCCUGGCCGAGGCUCAGGAUUUCGCCUCCCGGGUGGGCUUUCCCAUCAUCUUCAAAGCCGCCCACGGGGGCGGCGGCCGUGGCAUGAGGGUGGUCCGGGGCCCCCAGGAGCUGGAGGAGAGCUUCUCCCGCGCCUCCUCCGAGGCCUUGGCAGCCUUUGGGAACGGGGAGCUGUUCGUGGAGAAGUUCAUCGAGCGCCCGCGCCACAUCGAGGUCCAGAUCCUGGGUGACUCCCACGGGAACAUGGUGCACCUGCAUGAGCGGGACUGCUCCAUCCAGGGGCGGCACCAGAAGGUGGUGGAGAUCGCCCCGGCCGCCCGGCUGCCCCCCGAGCUCCGCGCCCGCCUGGCCGACGACGCCGUGCGCCUGGCCCGGCAGGUGGGCUACGAGAACGCGGGCACGGUGGAGUUCCUGGUGGACCAGAACGGGGAUUAUUAUUUCAUCGAGGUCAACUCCAGGCUGCAGGUGGAGCACACGGUCACCGAGGAGAUCACCGACGUGGACCUGGUCCAUGCCCAGCUCCAGGUGGCCGCGGGCCGGUCCCUGCCCGAGCUGGGGCUGCUCCAGGAGAACAUCCGAGUCAACGGCUGCGCCAUCCAGUGCCGCGUCACCACCGAGGACCCCGCGCGCGGCUUCCAGCCCGACACCGGGCGCAUCGAGGUGUUCCGCUCAGGGGAGGGGAUGGGGAUCCGGCUGGACGGGGCCUCGGCGUUCCAGGGGGCCCUGAUCUCGCCCCACUACGACUCCUUGCUGGUUAAAGUCGUGGCCCACGGGCCGGACCAGCCGGCGGCCGCCGCCAAGAUGAGCCGGGCCCUGGCCGAGUUCAGGAUCAGGGGGUCAAGGUGGACGAACAUCCCGUUCCUGCAGAACGUCCUGGCCCACCCCCAGUUUUUGGGGGGCGAGGCCGACACCCAAUCCAUCGACGAGAACCCCGAACUGUUCCACCUGCGCCCGGGCAGAACCGCGCAGAACCGCGCCCAGAAACUGCUGCACUACCUGGGUCACGUGAUGGUGAAUGGGCCCAGCACCCCCCUGCCCGUGAAGGCCAAGGCGGCGCUGAUGGAACCCACCCCUCCCCCAGUGCCCAUGGGCCCCCGAGGCCUGCGGGCGGUGCUGUUGCGGGAGGGCCCGGGGGGCUUCGCGCGGGCGCUGCGGGGGCACCGGGGGCUGCUGCUGACGGACACCACGUUCCGAGACGCCCACCAGUCCCUGCUGGCCACGCGCGUGCGCACCCGAGACCUCGCCCGCGUCGCCCUCGUGGCCCACCACCUGAGCCCCCUGUGCAGCCUUGGGACGUGGGGAGGCGCCACCUUCGACGUGGCCAUGAGGUUCCUGCACGAGUGCCCCUGGGAGCGGCUGCGGGAGCUGCGGCGCCUCGUCCCCAACAUCCCCUUCCAGAUGCUGCUGCGCGGGGCCAACGCCGUGGGCUACACCAACUACCCCGACAACGUGGUCCACAAGUUCUGCGAGGUGGCGGCGGCCAACGGGAUGGACAUUUUCCGGGUGUUUGACGCCCUCAACUACAUCCCCAACCUGCUGCUGGGCGUGGAGGCGGCGGGGAACGCGGGGGCCGUGGUGGAGGCCGCCCUGUCCUACACGGGGGACGUGGCCGACCCCACCCGCACCAAGUACGGCCUCCAGUACUACCUGGGGGUGGCCCGGGAGCUCGUGGCGGCGGGGACACACGUGCUCUGCAUCAAGGACAUGGCCGGGCUGCUGACCCCCGAGGCCGCGCGGCUGCUGGUGGGGGCCCUGCGGGAGCAGCACCCCGAGGUGCCCCUGCACGUGCACACCCACGACACGGCGGGCGCCGGCGUGGCCUCCAUGCUGGCGGCCGCCCAGGCCGGCGCCGACGUGGUGGACGUGGCCGUGGACGCCAUGUCCGGCAUGACCUCCCAGCCCAGCAUGGGGGCACUGGUGGCCUGCGCCCGGGGGACACCCCUGGACACCGGGCUGUCCCUGGAGCGAGUGUUCGAGUACAGCGAGUACUGGGAGGGGGCGCGGGGUCUCUACGCCGCCUUCGACUGCACGGCCACCAUGAAGUCGGGCAACGCCGACGUGUACGAGAACGAGAUCCCGGGGGGCCAGUACACCAACCUGCACUUCCAGGCCCACGCCAUGGGGCUGGGCCACAAGUUCAAGGAGGUCAAGAAGGCCUACGCUGAGGCCAACAAGCUGCUGGGGGACCUCAUCAAGGUGACGCCGUCGUCGAAGGUGGUCGGGGACCUGGCGCAGUUCAUGGUGCAGAACGGGCUGUCCCGCCAGGACACCGAGGCGAGGGCGGACGAGCUCUCCUUCCCCUCCUCCGUCGUGGAGUUCCUGCAGGGACACAUUGGGGUCCCCCCGGAGGGCUUCCCCGAGCCCUUCCGCUCCAAGGUGCUGAAGGACCUGCCGCGGGUCGAGGGUCGCCCGGGGGCGUCGCUGCCCCCCCUGGACUUCGAGGCGCUGGGGCGGGAGCUGGGGGCGCGUCACGGGGCCCCCCCCAGCCCCGAGGAGCUGCUCUCGGCCGCCCUGUACCCUAAAGUGUACGACGAGUUCCGAGCCUUCACCGCCACCUUCGGGCCCGUGGCCUGCCUGGGCACCCGCCUCUUCCUCGAGGGGCCCACCAUUGCCGAGGAGUUCGAGGUGGAGCUGGAGCGGGGGAAGACGCUGCACAUCAAGGCCCUGGCGCUCGGGGACCUCAACGCGGCCGGGCAGCGAGAGGUGUUCUUCGAGCUCAACGGGCAGCUGCGCUCCAUCCUCGUCAGGGACACCCAGGCACUCAAGGAGAUGCACAUUCACCCCAAGGCCGAGCGGGGGGCCAAGGGGCAGGUGGGGGCCCCGAUGCCGGGGGAGGUGGUGGAGGUGCGGGUCAAGGAGGGGGCCACGGUGGCCAAGGGGGACCCCCUGUGCGUGCUGUCGGCCAUGAAGAUGGAGACGGUGGUCACGGCCCCCCUGGGCGGCACCGUCAGGCGGCUCCACGUCCGGCCCGGCCUCAGCCUGGAGGGCGACGACCUCAUCGCCGAGAUCGAGUAGAGAGAUUGAUGGGGGGGGCUUCGGGACACCCCCGACCCCCAAAAACCCGCCCCCACCCCAAAAAAACACACACCCC